Phaethon lepturus (White-tailed tropicbird) is the source of this 1080-nucleotide messenger RNA. RefSeq names its product inhibin, beta C (gene INHBC). Gene Ontology annotation, biological process: SMAD protein signal transduction; BMP signaling pathway. Gene Ontology annotation, cellular component: extracellular region. The record is from RefSeq and is a predicted model, not a curated record. Lineage: Eukaryota; Metazoa; Chordata; Aves; Phaethontiformes; Phaethontidae. Gene Ontology annotation, molecular function: cytokine activity; hormone activity; growth factor activity. The transcript has 2 exons. Bases 1 to 1080 code for a protein of 359 amino acids.
AUGGUGGCUUUCCUGCUCCUGAGCCUUCUGAGGAUGGCGACUCCUAAGGGAGUGUGGUGCCCAGCCUGCGGGCUAGCGGCCCUGGCCCCCACCGUGCAGCGGGACGUCCUCAUCACGAUGGCAAAGCAGAGCAUCCUCUCCAAGCUCCACUUGCCUGACAGGCCCAACAUCACUCAGCCCACAUCCAGGGGGGCCCUGCUAAACGCCCUCCACAGGAUGCGUGCGCAGCGCAUGGAUAUGGCUGUCUCCCCAGGGAUGCCCCUUGAUGGCAGCAUCCUACACCUGCGUCCGGGUAUGGGUGUGCAGGAGUACGAGAUCUUGAGCUUUGCCAAGUCAGGGUCUUCCACCUCCCGCACAGUUCGCCUGCAUUUCCACUUCACCCGGGAGCUGGCUAGAAGCACCGAGAUCCUGCAAGCCACCCUCUACCUGUUCUGGGCAGUCCCUGGCCCUGGAACACAUCCUGUCACCAUGAGACUCUUGCACCCAGACCCGAUGGGGCUGAACAUGACCAUGGCCAGUGAGACACAGCUGGAAGUGCAGAGGGCUGGCUGGGCCACGCUGGAUGUGGGCCGAGCUGUCCAGAGCCUCUUUGGCCAAGGGAGCCAGAGGCUCACUGUGGAGCUGGAAGUGGCAGAGGAUUGGGGGUCUCCCCUCCUGGCUGGCCACAGUGAUUCCCACUGGCCAUUUGUGGCAGCCCGAGCCCGGGCCAGGACGACCCACCGGGUCCAGCGGCGCGGCAUUGAUUGCAGUGGGGACUCUCGGAUGUGCUGUCGCAAGGAAUUCUUUGUGGACUUCAAGGAGAUCGGCUGGGAGGACUGUAUCAUCCAGCCGGAGGGAUAUCACAUGAACUACUGCACGGGGCUCUGCCCUCUGCACAUGGCUGGCAUCCCUGGCCUUGCCGCCUCCUUCCACACGGCUGUCCUCAACCUCAUCAAAGCCAACAACGCGGACGCGGCUGUGGACUCCUGCUGCGUGCCCACGCAGCGUCGCCCCCUCUCUCUGCUCUACUAUGACCGGGACAGCAACAUCGUCAAGACUGACAUCCCCGACAUGAUUGUCGAUGCCUGUGGUUGUACCUGA